This is a messenger RNA of Larimichthys crocea (large yellow croaker), 2518 nucleotides long. It is a transcript of the gene camk2n2a, whose product is annotated as calcium/calmodulin-dependent protein kinase II inhibitor 2a. The record is from RefSeq and is a predicted model, not a curated record. The transcript is spliced from 2 exons. NCBI's taxonomy places the organism in Eukaryota, Metazoa, Chordata, Actinopteri, Sciaenidae. Gene Ontology annotation, biological process: negative regulation of protein kinase activity. Gene Ontology annotation, molecular function: calcium-dependent protein kinase inhibitor activity; protein kinase binding. The coding region runs from base 400 to 639 and encodes 79 amino acids.
AACCCGGAUGGAUGACUUCACCGUUCUGCCUGGGUUUCCUUUAUGAUCCCGGGAUCUCCCACUUCCCUCACCAGACAUCAGCCAGCAACACAGGCGAACACAACUCUCUCUCUCUCUCUCUCUCCUUCACGCACACACACAGUCUCUCAUUGCAGCUGCAAACACAUCCAGAGACCACAGAGAGACCACAACAAAACCCGGACCUCAGACACUGGCCCCUGGAUCCACUUUGAGUUACACUCAGAAAAAAAAAGGAUCCCAAAGCAGGAGGAACAGCUGCAGCGUGCACAAAAACAAACAAAGGAUCUACGGCUGUAUUGAACAUAUAGCCACUGAGGAAGACUUUUCUACACUUUUAAAAAAAGAUCUACGCUGGUGAUCAUCCUCUGUCGUGCCACAAUGUCCGAGGUGCUGCCAUACAACGAGGGGAAAAUGAGCGGCUACGGGGCGGACAGCGAGGUCAGUCAGAUGUCCUUUAGCUGCGGACUACAGGACACAAGCGCCUUUUUCGCCGCGUCGCAGGCGAAAAGACCCCCAAAGCUGGGACAGAUCGGCAGAGCCAAGCGAGUGGUCAUCGAGGACGACCGAAUAGACGAGGUCCUCAAGGGGAUGACAGACAAGUCUUCACCUGGCGUGUAAAAACGUGAACGAUGCCUUGCAGACUUUUUUAAUUUUGAUCACCCGAUUUGAAGCACUUGUCGGCUGUGCAUGUUCGAGGAUUGCAGGAGAAAAACGACGGCACGAAGCAAGGAUGGGAUGACAGAGGAGAAGGGGGAGAGAAAGGCAAAAAAAAAGAGGAGGAAGGGGGAAAAUGGAAAAGGCUAAAAGGAAGAGAAAUAAGGAAGAAAGAGAUGAAGAAAGAGAGGAAAGAGAGAGAGAGAUAGACUCUGGAAAAGACCAAGAUUUAUCAUGGGAUUUGCUGGCAAUUUCUCACAACGAAUCCCGAUUUUAACUACUGCUGCGCAGCAAGAUGUUGAGAUGGCGGACACUGCUCUGUAUCUCAACCUCUGCUGACUUUAAUGAUGGAUGAACUUGUCAUUACUUCACGACCAUCUCUUUUUCCUUUCCAAAAGCGCUGUAAGCAACAAAACACUGCAACUGGAGGCUGAAGCUAAAUCCCAGCCCUAUUUCAAUAAGUUGUACAGUAGGUAGGCUAAGCUCUCAGACACCCCCCCAUCCCCCAAAACACCUCUAUCUUCUUCCUCCCUGCUCUUUCUCGGCUUUGCUUUGUUGAUUCAGUCAGCGACGGUGCAUUCAAGGGAGCUGUCCUUUCAGCACUGGUCCAAUGCAUUCCUGUUGCUGCUAUCGCUUUUUUAAAAACAGACCAACCAAACUCUCGGGUCUACUAAAUAGAGGAGACCCAUUGUAUGUAAAAACAUAUAUCCGAGGAUGGUGCAAUGUUAAAUAUUUUCUGUAGUAGAACCCCAUUUGUUUAUGGCCCUUAAAGAGCAUUAGGCCACAGUUUAAAACUGAACCACAGGCCACAUUCUUCUUCUUCUUCUUCUUCUUCUUCUACUUCUACUUCGUCUUCUUGCAUCACCCAUCAGUGGUUUCAGGGUGCAGGUUGGCACCUUCAUGUAGCUGAUUUCACUCUGGCACAUAUCUUCUUCUUCUUCUUCUUCUUCUUUUCUUUUUUCUUUCCUCUCUUUAUUGUUUUUGCAUUUUCAAAUGCUCAGAUAUCUACAGAGGCCAGCAGAGAUGUGGAGAUUAUAGUAAAUGUUUAAAUUAAUAGUCAUGAAAUUGAUGGGAAAAAAAAGUAUUUGGUUAUUUUAAUUGAGCAAUUAUAUGUGUUUAGUCUUCUAUUAAAAAAAAAUAAAAUCUUUAAGUCUUUUUUUCUCCAUCUAUUUGCAUGAACUUUCACUCCGGUGCCAACACAGGUGCCACUACUCUUACCCUGGCACGCUUCUUUUUAACAAAAGUCAUAUUUGUAUUUUUAUAUCUAAAUAUUUGUUAUUUAAAUGAUAUGCUAGUCUAUCGUCUUACAGUUCAUCAACAAAAAUAUUUCUACUUCAGAGAGGAUAUACAGAAUGAGACUAGGCUUCAUUCAGUCGAGGCGAAUCUAAGAUUUUUGGUGGAUUGGUCUUGUUCUAUAUCACAGAUCAGACGUUUUUUAAAGACUAACUGAAUGUGUCUGGGGUUUUUGCACACAUCAAUGUUAAACUAUUAUUAAGAAAUCGUAUACUGUGACUUGAGCUUCGUUGAUGAAUUUGUUAGAAAAUGGCAGUUUUAGAGUAUAUUGCACUGUUUACGAGUAUCCUCAAAUAACACGUUGUUAUUUGACCGAUUUUGGACAUUACAGUUUUUGUUUUUUAAUUUUGUUUAUUUUGUACCAUUAUUUUAAAGAAACUGGAUAUGGUUUGUUGUGCAUGAAACCUUAAUAUUUUCAAUAAUGAAACAUCGUUUUAUGAAGCAAAAAAGCAACAAAAAUGUCAUGACAUUCUAAGAAUGAGUCAUUGUAUAUUAUGAUGCCAUUUUCACUGUAUUUGGUGAAUUAAUAAAUGGUGAAAGAAAAUGUUAA